GGAGGACUCACUCUCCAGGCAGCUCUGACACAACACGGCUCGAGUCAGAGGUGCUGUCUGCUCGUGGAUCCCUGCCAGAGAAGAACAGAACCACAGAGGAAGAGAAGAAGAAGAGGAAGAAGAAGAGAAGUUGUGAAUGAAGGUUUGAAGUUCAGCCUCAGGUGUGAGUGACAGCAGGACUUCCUGUCUCUCUCCUCGACUCAUGGCGACACUUCUUUAUUUAUUCAUUUGAAGGUUUGAGGGUGAUUCAACUUAUUUCCCAUGAGCGCGAGUCGCAGCUUGUGUGAUCAUCAUCAUCAUCAUCAUCAUCAUCAUCACCAGACGCACGCGGAGGAGAAGAAGGAGACCUUUUAAGGAGACAAGUUGGAUUAUUUGUGAUUCGGAGAAGUUUCAUUUUUUUCCUCUCCCUGUUGUGUAGAGGAGGAAGAAGAAGAAGCCAUGACUUCUGUUUGGAAGAGACUGCAGCGAGUUGGCAAAAAGGCUUCGAAGUUUCAGUUUGUCGCUUCUUACCAGGAACUGUCUCUGGAGUGCACGAAGAAAUGGCAACCAGACAAGCUGCGGGUGGUUUGGACCAGGAGGAACCGACGCAUGUGCUCCAAGCUCCACAGCUGGCAGCCUGGAAUCAAGAACCCCUACAAGGGGAUGGUGGUGUGGCCCGUCCCAGAGAACAUCGACAUCUCUGUGACGCUCUUCAAGGAGGUCAACGCUGAUGAGUUUGAGGACAAAGAGUGGACGUUUGUCAUCGAGGGUGAGAACAAAGGGCAUCGUAAGGUGCUGGCAUCGGCCGACAUCAACCUGAAGCGGUUCGCCAGUCCGACGCCGACGCAGACCGACCUGACGCUGAAGCUGAAGCCGCUGUCGGUCAAAGUGGUGGAGGCCACUCUCAAGCUGUCGCUGUCGUGCGUCUUCGUGCGCGAGGGGAAAGCGACCGAUGAAGACAUGCAGAGUCUGGCCAGUCUGAUGAGCGUCAAACCCGCUGACAUCGGCAACCUGGAUGACUUCAAUGAGAGUGACGAAGAGGAGGAGAAGAAGUCCGUCACUGCCACAGUCGCUCCUCACACUCUAACUCGCCCGAAUCGCCCAGCUCCCCCGCCGCCCGACAAGAGAAACUCCACCGGACUCUCUUCAUCGUCCUCAGCCUGUGAAGGGGAUGGCGUCCUCUCCCGCCCCCCUCUGCCUCUCGCUCCACGCCCCUCGCCCCGUCGCAGCCGACACCCCUUCAACACCACGACCACCCCUGUCCAGUCAGAGAUCCAGCCGUCUCCCGGCCCGUCCCCUCAGCCCUCACCCAGAUCUAAGCACAAAAAAUCAGCCAGCUCUGUUCUACCUGAGGUUCUGGCCUCUCCUGAGCCGGAUCCUCACAGCUCCCCGGUCCCUCCCUCAGUCCAGAACGCCUCCUCUGUCCCGCCUCUCUCUGAUGUGCCUCCUGCAAAUCCUCCAUCCCCCAAAUCCUCCGAGCCUUUUCCCCAAAUCACCCCCCCGUCCCUUCAGCCUCCACCUGCCAAAUUCUCUGAAUCUGCGUCUUCUUCACCUGCCUCUGAAAUCACCUCCUCAGCUCCCGAUCAUAUGAUGCCCAAGAGUCUCAUAACAUCGUCCUCCACGGCUCCACAAAAGACAUCUCUGACUGUGUCCACUAAUCUGACCCAUAAAACCAUCCUGUCCACGUCCUCCUCUCCCCAUCAGCCCUCCCCGUCCUCCGAGCCUCCGUCAGCUCAGCCUCCUCUCACCCGGAGCCUCUCACAGCCUCCAUCUCUGCCCAGAAUCUUCCAGUCGGGCUCAGGAAAAGUUCCUGUUUCACACCAGCGGCGCCCCCUGGAGGCUCAAACGUCAGAUGAUCCAGCUUCAGUCUCCGGCCGUUCUCACACUUUCAGACCUCAGAUCGUUAAGUCCAUCGCCCGUCCCACCUCCCCCUCUCCUUUCUCCGUCGAUGCUCCUCUUCCUCUUGUGUCGACGCCUCCCGUCCCCAAAUCUCAGCCGUCUACCUCAGAGUCAGGUGCUCAGGGGGCGUGGCUUACCUCAGGUGCUGACAUCACCCCUGUACCUCUGUUAAGCAGUCCGGACCUUGAUGCUCUGUGCGACCCCGUUGCUCCGGCCCUCGCCGCCUCCCUCCCUCGCUCCUCCCCUCCUCACUCUUCUUAUUCCACCUCCGUUUUAUUCUCCUCUCCUCGUCCUCAGCUCCUCGUCUCUCCCUCUGCUCCACCUGCUCCGCCAGGCUCGACGUUCCCCUUCAGCCAAGCAGACAAGGAGACAGCUGUGAGCCCCGGUUCAGUCCAGAUCAGACCGGCCCAGGAUUCAAAGGCAGCCAUCACAGAAAACAAAGCUGGACCAGCGAGGAUCAGCUCACACACAGAAGAUGCUGCAGAGGUGAAGCACCAGCCAAUCACAGCCAGCGACUCAGCUCCUGCUCCACCCGGCGCUCCAUCAGUUAAAGAGGAGCCCACAGAGCCAGAGGGACCCGCCGUGGAAUCCCAGGUUUCUCCCCCCAAACCAGCCACUGAGCGCACGGCUCUGGCGCUGGAGCCGCUGCUGCCCUCAAAACCAGAACCAGAACCAGAGCCGAGGCCGGAACAAGGUCUCCAAGCAUCCGGAAAACCUCAACAAAUGGGAGCGGAUGAGGAGAAACCAGCCGAGGUGGAGGCCGGUGGUCAGGAGAGUUCGGUCAGCAGUAAGGAGCCGGUGUGCGAGGCAGAAAAUCAGCUGUGGGCGACUGUGGAGGAGACCACAGCGGAGAGUAGUGAGGCGAAGCAGGAGGAGGAGGGUGGUGUCACAGGGGGUGGAAAGAAGAAACCACGCAGCAGCGAUAAACACAGUGACGCAUACAUCACGCCUCCACAUCACUGCGAGAUGAACACCUCUCGACUUCCUACGUUACCAGAAGAGGAAACCUCCGACCUCAAGCACCCACGUCCUGUCCCGACGGUCAGAGAGGAGGCUGAUGGGAAGGACGAUGCAGCUGAGGCUCUGGUGAACUCCAGCCAGUCGCUGCUCCAGUGGUGUCAGAACAUCACCAGAGGGUACCGCGGCAUUAAAGUCACCAACUUCAGCACGUCGUGGAGGAACGGCCUCGCCUUCUGUGCCAUCCUGCAUCACUUCCAUCCAGAAAAAAUAGAUUUUGACCAGUUGGAUUCUCAUGACAUCAAACUCAACAACAAGAAGGCGUUUGACGGUUUUGAGGCGCUGGGCAUCUCUCGCCUGUUGGAGCCGUCCGACAUGGUUCUGCUGUCCGUCCCUGACCGGCUCAUCGUCAUGACCUACCUCAGCCAGAUCCGCUCACACUUCACCAACCAGGAGCUGAGCGUGCUGCAGAUCGAGCGCAACAGCAGCCAGACGAGCUACGGCCUCGCCCUCUCCGGUCCGGCGCCGUCCGACGUCGACGCCGCCGCCUUCUGCAUGGCCAGACUGAACGAGGGGGUGAACCUGGAGGAGGGAGGAAGCAGCACGCUGGUCGUCCCGCCACCGAGGACCAAACGACUGCUUAAAGCCGACGAGUCAGUAACUCCAGUCGCACCUCCGAGGUCCAUUAACAAACCAGUCAAGUCUGGAUCUCAGGAUGAAGACACGACGACAACAGACAGCUCCAGUAAUAAAGAGCUGCAGAGUUCAGCUGAGACUCCAAAACCAGAGGAAGAAACGAUGUGUCUGCAGGACACCAGCCAGUACGUGCUGAGUGAGCUGGCGGCGUUGGAGACGGAGCAGAAGCACAUCGACAGCAGAGCCGCCGUGGUGGAGAGACGCCUGCGAAGCCUCAUGGAGACAGGAAGCGACCGUGAUGAAGAGGAGCGACUGAUCCAGGAGUGGUUCACGCUGGUGAACAAGAAGAACGCUCUGAUACGCAGACAGGACACACUGGAGCUGCUCCAAGAGGAGCAGGACCUGGAGAGGAGGUUUGAGCUCCUGAACAGAGAACUUCGAGUCAUGAUGGCGAUAGAAGACUGGCAGAAGUCGUCCUCUCAGCAGCAGAGGGAGCAGCUGCUCCUCCAGGAGCUCGUGUCUCUGGUCAACCAGCGGGACGAGAUCAUCAGAGACAUCGACGCCAAGGAGAGAGGGGCUCUGGAGGAGGACGAGCGUCUGGAGCGCGGCCUGGAGAUGAGGAGGAGGAAAUACAGUAACAAAGACAAAUGUGUCCUGCAGUGAGAGGACAGAAGAGAGGACAGAGCUUUUACUACUGAGCCUCUGAAGCCCAGAAAAAAACAUGUUUUUAAAUCUUUUUCAUAAUUUGUGCACACAAGGUAAAAUAACUUUUGUGGGGUUUUUUUAGUGCCUUUUACUCUCCAGGAUCCUUCAUGAGGAAACCUGAUCGGCUGCAAACUGCAAACUGUGUCAUCUUCAAUUUCAUAUCUGUUCAGUCCGUCUUAACGUCAGAGUAUUAUUUUGAUUUUUAUUUAUUGAAAUGUUGUUGUACAUCUAUUGCACAUUUUUUGUGUGUUUGUGUGUUUUUAUCUGUUUGUAUUUGAUCCCUGGCUUUUCAUUUCCUCUUUGACAAAACAAGAGCUCGUCAGAAUCUGUUCGAUUCAGGCAGAAAUGUGCUUCUGUAACUUUGACGGGAAAUCGUUUACAGUUGUUUAGGAUCUGGAAUUCAUUUCUGGUGAUAUCCGUCUUUUUAUUUCAGACAUUUCCACCAUGAAAGUGAAAAACAUUUGGUUCAAACAUGCCAAGACACAUUAGCUAUAACAAAUAACAUGUGAUUGGUCGUGAGCUGGACUCAAACACACAAUGUUAAGAGUGACGGUGCAUGUUUUCAUUUCAGUAAAGCCCUGAAAGCAUUUCCACUUUUUCCACUUGCCAUAUUGUACUUUACUGUUGUUCUCUUUUUUUUUAGACGUUAGAACGAGUUUUUCUGGCGCGCAGACAAAAGAUGUUUGAGGUGUUUUUCAGCUAAAAGCGUUUAUUUAAAGACCCUGAGUGCCUUAAAUCAACCAUGAUGUGAUGGUUGAGAUGUUCGUGCCUGCUGGAUUCACAGAAGUGAACCUGUUUCCACUGACUACUGUGUGCUGAUAAAGUGGUACUCUGCUUCACAUCACUACUGUAUAUCACUGUACACCUGAUGUGGCCGUCUGUAUUUAUGAAGUGAGGAUGUGAUGGAUUAUAUUGAUAAUUAUGUUGAAGAAAAAAUAAAUACUGGUUGGUUGCUUA
Molecule: messenger RNA, 5133 nt
Organism: Acanthopagrus latus (yellowfin seabream)
Lineage: Eukaryota; Metazoa; Chordata; Actinopteri; Spariformes; Sparidae
Gene: ehbp1l1b
Product: EH domain binding protein 1-like 1b
Exons: 25
Coding region: 439-4134 (1231 amino acids)
Molecular function (GO): protein binding
Source: RefSeq, a predicted model, not a curated record